Messenger RNA from Mercurialis annua (annual mercury), 3381 nucleotides. Its product is annotated as leucine-rich repeat receptor-like protein kinase PXL1. Gene Ontology annotation, molecular function: ATP binding; protein binding; protein kinase activity. Gene Ontology annotation, cellular component: plasma membrane. Gene Ontology annotation, biological process: protein phosphorylation; hormone-mediated signaling pathway. Lineage: Eukaryota; Viridiplantae; Streptophyta; Magnoliopsida; Malpighiales; Euphorbiaceae. The record is from RefSeq and is a predicted model, not a curated record. Bases 131 to 3178 code for a protein of 1015 amino acids. The transcript has 2 exons.
CAGAUCCCAAGAACCCACGUAAACUCAAUUUAAUUAUUCACUAAUUACUCAUUAAUCUCUAAUUAUCUUGUUCUCUUCUUUAUUUAUUAUCACAGAGCAUCACAUUAUAGUUUUCUUGAAGAACAAGAAAAUGAAAACCCUACUUUUUUCUUGUUUUCUUUUUCUUGUUCUUGUUGAGGGAGGUGAAAUCUUAAAGUAUAAUGUUGAUCUGUCAACUCUACUUCUGAUAAAAUCUAGGCUCAUCGAUCCUUCGAAUCGCCUCGGGAAUUGGAAAAUGCCGGAGAAUGGAGAAGAUGUUCAUUUGUGGUCUCACUGUAAUUGGACAGGAGUUUUCUGCAACUCUAAAGGGAGUGUAGAUAAGCUUUUUUUGUCUAACAUGAGUCUCGGUGGUAAUGUAUCGGAUCGGAUUCAAGAACUGUCCGGUCUUUCGAUUCUUGAUAUUUCUUGUAAUGAAUUUGCUUCUGCAUUGCCGAAAUCUUUAGGGAAUUUGGUUUCAUUGAAGAGUUUUGAUGUUAGUCAGAAUAAUUUCGUUGGGAACUUUCCUAGUGGGCUUGGAAGAGCUUCAGGUUUGACUUUAGUCAACGCGUCGAGCAACAAUUUUUCAGGGUUUCUCCCUGAAGAUCUCGGAAAUGCGACAUUGCUCGAAAAAUUAGAUUUUCGAGGGAGUUAUUUUGUCGGUUCGAUACCUGAGUCUUUCAAGAAUCUGCAGAAGUUGAAGUUUCUUGGUCUUUCUGGUAAUAAUCUGACAGGAAAGAUUCCAGGAGAAAUCGGCCAGCUUUCGUCUCUCGAGACUAUGAUUCUUGGAUAUAAUCAGUUCGUAGGCAAAAUCCCGGCAGAAAUUGGAAAUCUCACCAAUCUUCUGUAUCUCGACUUGGCGGUUGGUACUCUCAGCGGUCAGAUUCCUGCCGAAUUGGGUAAACUAAAAAAACUUACAACUGUUUACUUGUAUAAAAACAAUUUUACUGGAAAGAUUCCUCCUGAACUCGGAAACAUUGCUUCGUUACAGUUUCUGGAUCUUUCUGAUAAUCAGAUUUCAGGAGAGAUUCCGGUGGAGAUAGCAGAACUGAAGAAUUUGCAGCUUUUGAAUUUGAUGUGCAAUAACCUGACAGGUUCAAUUCCAAGCAAGUUUGGUGAGUUAACCAAAUUACAAGUACUCGAGCUAUGGGAAAAUUCUUUGACAGGCUCGUUACCGAUGAAACUCGGACAAAAUUCACCAUUGUAUUGGUUAGAUUUGUCUUCGAAUUUUUUAUCUGGUGAUAUCCCUUCAGGUUUAUGUCAGUCUGGAAAUCUGACUAAACUAAUCCUCUUCAAUAACUCAUUAUCUGGUCCAAUUCCUGCAAAUCUUUCCACCUGCAAGUCAUUAGUCCGUGUUCGGGUUCAGAAUAAUCACAUUUCCGGGUCGAUUCCGGUUGGAUUUGGAAGUCUGCCGAUUCUUCAGAGGCUAGAAUUGGCAAACAACAAUCUGACAGGUGAAAUACCAGAUGAUAUUGCUCUAUCUGCCUCUCUUUCUUUCAUCGACAUAUCUCAAAACCGACUCGAAUCAACUCUCCCUUAUAACAUUCUCUCCAUGCCUAACCUUCAAAUAUUCAUGGCCUCAAGUAACAACCUGAUAGGCAAAAUCCCAGACGAAUUCCAAGACUGUCCUUCACUCACCCUUCUUGAUCUUUCGAGCAACCUUUUUUUCGGACCACUUCCGGGAAGUGUAGCUUCGUGUCAAAAGCUCGUGAAUCUGAAUCUUCAAAACAAUCAUAUCACAGGAGAAAUCCCGAAAGCAAUCUCAACAAUGCCUAUGUUAGCCAUUCUCGACCUGUCUAACAACUCUUUAACCGGUCAAAUCCCGAAAAAUUUCGGGAAUUCACCCGCUUUGGAGAUGGUCGAUUUGUCAUUCAAUAAGCUCGACGGUCCAGUUCCGUCCAAUGGCGUUUUAACGAAUAUAAACCCGAAUGAUCUUAUUGGAAAUGCCGGUCUUUGUGGCAGCGUACUUCCGCCGUGUUCUACAAGCUCAUCAACACCGAAGCAAAAAGAGAAUCUGCGAAUUCAUCACAUCAUCAUCGGAUUCAUCAUCGGUAUCACAGUGAUUUUAUCGCUCGGAAUUGCAUUUGUAAUUGGGAGAUGGAUAUAUAAACGAUGGGACCUUUACAAUAGUUUUGUGUAUGAUUGGUUUAAGAAGAGCAACAAAGAAUGGCCAUGGGUAGUAGUAGCAUUCCAGAGAGUUAGUUUUAGCAGCAGUGAUAUUCUAGCUUGCAUAAAGGAGUCAAAUGUCAUAGGCAUGGGAGGUACCGGCAUUGUCUACAAGGCCGAAGUCAAUCGUCCAGAGAUAGUUGUUGCCGUGAAGAAGCUAUGGAAAACGGACACAGACGUCGAAAGUGGUGAUGAUCUUUUCGCGGAAGUGAGUCUCUUAGGAAGGCUACGUCAUAGAAAUAUCGUCCGGUUGCUUGGAUAUCUGCACAAUGAAACAGAUGUGAUGAUGAUAUAUGAAUACAUGACUAAUGGAAAUCUUUGGUCAGCUUUGCAUGGUAAGGAAGCCGAAAAAAUGCUCGUCGAUUGGGUUUCAAGGUAUAAUAUAGCAGUUGGAGUUGCACAGGGGCUGAAUUAUCUCCACCACGAUUGUCGUCCGCCGGUUAUCCACCGCGAUAUCAAGACCAACAAUAUAUUACUCGACGCAAAUCUGGAUGCGAGAAUAGCAGAUUUUGGAUUAGCGAGGAUGAUGAUUCACAAGAAUGAGACGGUUUCAAUGGUGGCGGGAUCUUACGGAUAUAUUGCUCCUGAAUACGGUUACACUCUAAAGGUGGACGAGAAGAGCGACAUAUACAGCUUCGGUGUUGUACUCUUGGAGCUUGUAACAGGGAAAAAACCUUUAGAUCCCGCAUUUGGAGAAUCGACUGACAUAGUCGAGUGGGUACGGAGAAAGAUAAGAAGCAACCAAGCAUUAGAGGAAGCGUUAGAUUCUGGCAUUGCGGGGCAGUGCAAACAUGUGCAGGAAGAGAUGCUUCUUGUUCUCAGAAUAGCAAUUCUUUGUACAGCAAAGAACCCUAAGGACAGACCAUCCAUGAGAGAUGUCAUAACAAUGCUCGGAGAAGCGAAACCAAGACGGAAAAGUAUUCGUCACAGCGGAGUACAAAACCCAAGCAAAGAGAAGCAAGUCUUUAGCAACUCACCUGUAAUUGGCCUUCUGUAGAAAAAAAAUUACCAAGACGGAAAAGCAUUCGUUACAACGGAGUACAAAACCCUAGCAAAGCGAAGCAAGUCUUUAGCAACUCACCUGUAAUUGGCCUUCUGUAGAAAAAAAAAUUCUUAAUAUUGCUGCUUGCGUUUAUUCAAUUUUUCACUUUUUAUGUAAAUCUUAUUGAUAUAAUGAAUAAAAUUACAACAUUUUUAUAA